Molecule: messenger RNA, 700 nt
Organism: Gamsiella multidivaricata
Lineage: Eukaryota; Fungi; Mortierellomycota; Mortierellomycetes; Mortierellales; Mortierellaceae
Exons: 2
Source: RefSeq, a predicted model, not a curated record
CGAUGGACCAAGGGCGGCACAAUGACACCUACAAGUGGUUUAGAAGAACUAGAAUACACGCCAAAAACAAACAGUAUAAAGCCCGUAGGCAUGUCGGGCUUGAGGAUCCCUCAAUCCACCAAAGCAGUAACAAAGGCAGGAGGUGGGGGCACUAAAAUACGAUUUGAUGUAAUGCCAACCAUGUCCUCGGAGGGUAAAAGAUAUGCGGAUCCAAGGCAAGGAAAGAAGGCACGUAAGGCAGCGCUCAAGACGGCCACGACUUUGUUCUCUAACGAACGCACGUUCCUUCACUGGAUCAAAUUUGGUAUACUCUUGGGUGGGUUGGCCUUGACCUUACUGAACUUUUCGGCGGAAAAUACCAAUGAAGGGAUCGACGCAUCGCUUGCCAACCGUUCUGGCAAGGUUGGCAAGAUCGUAGGCGUGGUCCUGAUGGGCAUUUGUCUGAUGUGUCUCGUGUACGCGUCGUCGACUUUCCAUUGGCGACACAUGGGUGUAGUUCGAAGCACGAGCGACAAUCGUUAUUUUGACAGGAUCGGACCCACACUGCUGACGGUCGCGUUGCUGUCAGCAUAUUCCGUCAAUGUCCUUUUGACCAUACAAUUGACCUCGGGCAUGGAUACCAAUUAUCAUCCGGCGGUUUUUUACAAUACGCAACAGGAUGAGGCUCCUCCAAUGGCACCUGCAGUCUCUCCUGUCCCAG